Messenger RNA from Apus apus (common swift), 1723 nucleotides. RefSeq names its product solute carrier family 10 member 4 (gene SLC10A4). The transcript is spliced from 3 exons. Gene Ontology annotation, biological process: bile acid and bile salt transport. Gene Ontology annotation, molecular function: bile acid:sodium symporter activity. The coding region runs from base 180 to 1289 and encodes 369 amino acids. Gene Ontology annotation, cellular component: membrane. The record is from RefSeq and is a predicted model, not a curated record. Lineage: Eukaryota; Metazoa; Chordata; Aves; Apodiformes; Apodidae.
GGGAGCAGCGAGGGAGCGCGGCACAUCGCCCAGCCGGGAUGUGCCGGGCCAGGAUGCGGGCUCCGCCGGCCGCCUGGGCGAGCCGCCGCCGCAUCCCGCACUGACUCUGCCCCCCCGCCGCUCGCUACCUCCUCCGGGGCUCGUCAGGGAGCCGGCGGCUCCCGGGGACCGCGCAGCCCAUGGCCGGCUCCACACAGCUCCCGGCGGCGGGAAGCGGCGGCCCCGACGGCGGGUCGCUGGCGGGAAGCAGCGAGGCUUUCGGGGACCGCUCCCUCAGCCAGGGCUUGAGCGUGCUGGUGGGGCUGGCGCUCUGCGUGACCAUGCUGGGGCUGGGCUGCGCCGUGGAGCUGGGGCAGCUGGGCCAGCAGCUGCGGCGGCCCGUGGGGCUGCUGAUGGCGCUGCUGGGGCAGUUCGUGGCCAUGCCGCUGCUGGCCUUCCUCCUCGCCCUCAUCUUCGCCCUGGACGAGGUGGCGGCCGUGGCUGUACUGAUCUGCGGCUGCUGCCCUGGGGGCAACCUUUCCAACCUCAUGUCGGUGCUCGUCGACGGGGAUAUGAACCUCAGCAUUAUCAUGACGGCCUCCUCCACGCUGCUGGCCCUCUUCCUGAUGCCCCUCUGCCUCUGGAUCUACAGCCGCCACUGGAUCAACACGGCCGUGGUGCAGCUGCUGCCCCUGGGGGCAGUGAGCCUGACGCUGGGCAGCACCCUGCUGCCCAUCGGCCUGGGGGUGCUCAUCCGAUACCGGCACCCCCGCGCCGCCGACCUCCUGGUUAAGACUUCCCUGUGGUCCCUCUUGGUGACUCUGGUGAUCCUGUUCAUCCUAACUGGGACCAUGCUGGGCCCAGAUCUACUGGCACAUAUUCCUGCAUCUGUCUACGUCAUUGCAGUGCUGAUGCCUCUAGCAGGGUACGCCUUGGGAUAUGGCUUAGCCACCAUCUUUAAGAUGCCCCUACACUGCAGGAGAACAGUGUCUUUGGAAACAGGGUGCCAAAACGUCCAGCUCUGCACUGCCAUCCUAAAACUCACCUUCCCCCCGGAGCUCAUAGGGAGCAUGUACAUGUUUCCCUUGCUUUACGCGCUUUUUCAGUCGGCAGAAGCGGGACUCUUUGUGCUGGCGUACAAGAUGUAUGGGCGAGACAGCUACAAACAAGAUACCCUUGGUGAAGAGGAAGACACUGAUAUUUCCUACAAGAAACUGAAGGAAGAGGAGGUGGCCGAUACUUCGUAUGGCACAGUGACCACACUGGAGCACAACUCCAUUCAGAUGGAGCCGACACAGACGGCGCUUUAGGCGAGACCAGGAGGUGACGCUGGGGACGGGUGAUGUGUGUUGUACUUGCCAGCCGGCUGGGGCCACGCCUGCUGCUGCGCCAGCAGAGCUGCCCAGCCUCCAUCAUUUCUCCAGCUACUUCCAUUGUUCAAAGUGAUGUGCAUUGAUUACCAUGACAGUUGUAUUUCCUCAAAAAUACGGAAAAAAAUAAUAAAAAAAACAAAGGAACAAGUAUCACUGCGACGCAAACCAGUAACCGUCCAUCCUCAUGCAAGGAGGCUGCUGCCCGCCCGAGCGCAGCAGGAACAGGUUCCAGGAGGGAGAACAGCGCUUUGCAGAGGCCAAGCCCCGGGGGUGCAGCGCCAGUGCGGACCGACGGGCAAGCCACCGCGCGCGUUACCUCCGUGCCUCCCAGCCGCUAUGAAACAUUGUGCUUGUUGUUUUCACCACAAAUA